Molecule: messenger RNA, 822 nt
Organism: Sinocyclocheilus rhinocerous
Lineage: Eukaryota; Metazoa; Chordata; Actinopteri; Cypriniformes; Cyprinidae
Exons: 5
Coding region: 1-822 (273 amino acids)
Biological process (GO): immune response; cell surface receptor signaling pathway; positive regulation of T cell proliferation
Cellular component (GO): external side of plasma membrane
Source: RefSeq, a predicted model, not a curated record
AUGCCUACUGGCUGUAUUGUUUCAGAUGUGCAGCAGACAAUAGUAAUAACAGGAUACACAGGUGGUUCAGUUGUGCUGCCCUGCUUCUGUGCUGACCCUCAGUCUACAGUCACAGCAUUCACCUGGGAGUUUGAGCAGGGAAUUCAAUGGAUCCAAGUAUUUCAAGAUGAGAAAUACAGCGGCAGACGUGUGCUGUUUAAUGAACAUUCUCCAACAAAUCUGUAUCUUCUCAUUUCUGACCUCAGAAUGAAUGACCAGAGCUACUAUAGCAGUAUAACCGAAUCAAAUAGCCAGAAAAUAAUUUGUAUAAUGUUUUCAGGGUGUGAUUUGGUUGAGAACAGAAAGACAUUUGCAGUGACUGGAUAUUCAGGAGAGGCUGUGGUUCUGCCCUGUUCCUGCACUGAACUACUGGCUAAACCUGAACAGAUACAAUGGAUUUAUUUGACAAAGAAUAAUUUUAGAGACAUUUACCCAAAAGAGCAGAUUGAGAAUAACAAGAACAGAGUCAAACUGUUAAAUCCAAACACUCCAGGAAAUCUUUCUCUACACAUAUCAGCACUGACCACAGAGGACCGAGGGCACUAUCAGUGUGUCUCGUCUCAGCAAGAAGUCAGCUUCAGACUUACUGUACUUCACGCUGAAGGAGGCAGAAAUUAUAAAAAAGUGACCACUGAUAGUGGAGAACUAAAGAGAGAACAAGACAAUCAGGACGACGUGAUGUAUUCUGCUGUAGUCCAUGUUAAAACAGCAUCCACAGCAGCUCACACACACAGUGACCCAGUAGAGCUCACAGAGUACGCUCCUAUCAACGUUAAGCGCUAA